GUCCGUGGGCUCUCUCAGAGAUCCUCAAGCCGGACGGAGCCAGGGUGGCCAGGGGGCCCAGCCGAUUGUUCGCCUCUGCUUUCUUUUCACUGCCUGCUUUUUUCAACUGAAGUCACUGCUUCUCUGGAGGGCAUAGUCUCCGACACUAGGGUGCUACGAACGCGCGCUGAUGCCCUGAGUGCUCGCAGGGCUUCCAGCUAACCAUGCUACAGCCACUCGCAGAUGCCUUGGCGCUGCCCCUGCUACUGCUGCUGGUGGUGCAGGCGCCGCCCCUGACUGGCGCGCGGCCGUCCCCAGGCCCGGAUUACCUGCAGCGCGGCUGGCUGCGGCUGCUGGCAGAGGGCGAGGGCUGCGCUCCCUGCCAGCCAGAGGAGUGCGCCGCGCCGCGGGGCUGCCUGGCAGGCCUGGUGCGCGACCCCUGCGACUGCUGCUGGGAAUGCGCCAACAUCGAGGGCCAACUCUGUGACCUGGAUCCCAGCGCCCACUUCUACGGGCGCUGCGGCGAGCAGCUUGAGUGCCGGUUGGACGCAGGCGGAGACCUGAGCCGCGGAGAGGUGCCGGAACCGCUGUGUGCCUGCCGCUCGCAGCACCCACUCUGCGGUUCCGAUGGCCGCACCUACGCGCAGAUCUGCCGCCUGCAGGAAGCGGCCCGCGCUCGGCCGGACGCCAACCUCACCGUGGCGCAUCCAGGGCCCUGUGAAUCGGGCCUCCCACCUCCAUCCCCAGAGCCCCAGAUCGUGUUGCACCCAUAUGACAUUUGGAAUGUGACGGGGCAGGAUGUGAUCUUUGGCUGUGAGGUGUUUGCCUACCCCAUGGCCUCCAUCGAGUGGAGAAAGGACGGCUUGGAAAUUCAGCUGCCAGGGGAUGACCCCCACAUCUCUGUGCAGUUUAGGGGCGGACCCCAAAGGUUUGAGGUGACAGGCUGGCUACAGAUACAGGCUGUGCGUCCCAGCGAUGAGGGCACCUACCGCUGCCUGGCCCGCAAUGCCCUGGGCCAGGUGGAGGCCCCAGCUAGCCUGACUGUACUCACACCGGAGCAGCUGAACUCCACAGGCAUCCCCCCACUGCCAUCCCUGCACUUGGUUCCUGACGAGGAGGUUGAGAGUGAAGAGGGCGAUGAUUACUACUAGGUCCGGAGCCCUGGCCCGUGGGGGUGGGUGAGUGGGGGGAGUGUUCAUCCCUGCUCUUGAAAAGACCUGGAAAGGGGGAGCAAGGCCCCUUCACAGAUAGAUUGCUUUAAUGCCCUUGGUAGGGGAGAUGUGGUGGUGGUGGUGGUGAUAGGAGAUAAAAAUUGAAGGAGGGUAAGGAGAGAGGCAGGGGAUAGGAGUGGUGGGAUACAAAGGGGCCCAUGCAGAAGAAGAUGCUUGGACCAACCAGGUGGAAGGCAACAGCUGCCUGCUGGUCUCUAGGCUGGUGGAGGGUUGGGGGGAGUGGAGUAGACACAAAGAGGUGCAGACACCAGGUGUUCCUCCCCUGCUUUCCAGCAGCCCUCCCUCCAGCCUGCUCAGCUAGUCUUCCUAACUGCCCUUCCUCACAGCUCCUGCUGUUAUUUUCCUAGCCCCCAAUCUUUGCCUGGCUUCAGUUUGCUCUUCCUCAAAACUCACCUUCAAGAAAAUUUCCCUCUCUGCCAAGUCCCAUUUGCACUUAUUUAAACUGCAGUCCUCUUUGCUGUUCACUGCCUGCUGUCCAGGAGAGCACAAUGGAGCCUGGUUUAGUUCAUUGCAAUAAGACGAGCAUUUGGGCGUAUCUCAUUUCCCCUGUCACUCUGGAAACUCCACGAGGCCAGCACAUAUCUUAUACCACUUUGUAUUGGAUGAUGCCUAGCACAGGACUGGGCACAGUGGGCAUGCAAUAAAGAUUUAUGGACGAACUGAGACACACAGAUGAACAGAUGGUUCAUGUAGAUGUGCAUACUCGUAUAGAGACAACAUUUCACGGUAGUAGGACUCUGGCUUUCAGAAGCUGUAGGUCCUGCUCCCUAAGCAUAUGUCUGCCAGAUGUACAGAGAGGGCUCUUGCGCUGGGGCCUACCCUGCCCUCUAGGGAGGAAGGCUGGAGCCAUCUGGGUGGAGGGAGGGUAUCCUUCCAGUCUGCUCUUCAUCAGUGCUAGUCUAGAGAUAGAUUGCCUGCCCUUCUGUUCAUCUUACUCCCCAGGCAGAGUAGGGAACCACUCUCUAGGUAGGACCCAGUCUAAAAGCACGAACUGGAUGGAGGAAGGGAGAAGUUUGGCCACCGGUAUGGGCUGCACCCUCAGAUUCCCCUCGGAAUCCAUCCAUUUCCCUGCUGAACCCAGACAAAUACACAGCUUGUUCCUUCAUCUGCUCCAACUGUGACCUGUUCUAUCCUACUGGGAGGUCCCUCACACAGAGCCAGACUCCUUCGCUCUCCAAAACUCUCCCCGCACUCUCUUUACCUAGCCCCAGAGACACUGGUGAGGCGCAGUGUUUAUUGACUGAUUAAAGGGGAAGAUGAAAGCUUAAGUUCUCAAGGCCACAUAGGGUGGCAACUGCCUCCUGCACGCCUGGGCUCCGCCCGGAGCCUGGCGCCACCAUGGGAGAAAUCACAGUUGGUUCGGUGUCUGAGCUUGUCCUCUGGGGCCCAGCGCAGGAGCCAGGAGCCGGGCCUCUUGAGAGGGGCGUGGUCUGGAACCCCAACCCGAGGGCUUGGCUGCCCCUCUCGAAGAACAGCAAGGCUCCUCCAGAGACUAAGCCAGGGGACAGUUCUCACUGCGGAGUCCUGGUUGGAGGCCCAAGGCUCCAGGAGCCCUCGACGCACUUGGGGCAAAUUCCAAGGCCACUGCAGAAGCAGGUGUAGGGAUGUGAGCAGUGUGGCGGAGGUAGGGGGCUCGUGCUUUUUGGCGUCCAGACCAGAAGGUGAUCUGCUCCGCGCUGAUAGAGGAGAUGUGGGUCUGGGUCCUGCAGCAGCCUGGGAAUCAGCCCCUGGCUUGUUCUUCGUGGGGGACUCCAACCUGGUUGGGCUCAACGGCGCCCCCUGAUGGGUCCGUUGAUGCUAGGGCGCCCACCUGCAGAGCAGAGGCUCCACCCAACUCUAGAGAGUCACACACUCAGCUGGGAAUCCGUACUUCUUGAUCGCUUUUGCAGACUUUGUGGGAUGUUCUAGUUGAGCCUCCUUACAGCCUCAGUUUCCCCCUUCGUGGCCCUGCAGGUUCAGGCCCCACAGCUUGGAAUAGGAGGAACCCCUGCUGCGUCCUCCACCCGCUAUCCCCACCCCCUGCCUCCGCUCCAGCGGAUGGGCUUUAAUAACGUCGCUGGAAAGUGACACGCGAUUUAUUAUUAAAGUAAUGCGGGGACGGGAAAGGUUUAAUAAACGCGCUGCGAUGCCGAGGAUUAUUCACCGCAAAUAAAUGAGAGCGCGGGCGUCGUUUUAAUAAAUAAUUUCCCGCCGCUCCCGGGGGAGGAGAGGCGAGGAGGAGGUGGGGAGCUGAGCUGCUGCCAGAACUCCCGGCUUCGCCUCCCCACGGGUUUCCAAGCCGUCCCCGCAUUUUUCGUCCUAGGUUGCUCACACCCGACAAGUGAGGCUCCAGGAAAGCUGACUUGGAGUGGCCCAGGAGAGGUGCGAGAGGCUCUGUUCCACCCCACUCCCCCCCCGCCCCCCCCCCGGGAUUUUAAGUAGUUUGCUUAAGAUGAGCAAAUGCUCUUCCUUCCCAUUCCGAACCAGAGAUUCGGAAUCAAGACUGGACCAGCGCAGGAAGGGUUAGCCGGCACCAGCUCCUCCCAAGCCGAGGGUCCCAGGGUCUGGCCAUUGUCCUCCAAGCUUUUGGCUGACUUGGGCUGGGCGUCCAGGACAGGAUGUAGGGAGCAUGCCGAAGGGGGCUGUGUGUGCAGGUAUGUAGGUGCCAUGUGUGUGCAAAUGACCCUGACUCCCUUCUCGGGCCGUCGUGGAGAAUGGGGCCACGAAGUCUGUCUGCUCUUUACUACGAAGGCCCGGAGAAAGGGUCCUCGAGUCUGGUCUGAACUGAGGGCGCCCUGGUGAAGCCCACCCCCUGGCUUGCUAGUGAACCCGGGUGGAUCUGAGGUCAGGCUGAGAAGAACUGAAGCCUUAAGCGGGAGUCCGCCCCUUUCACGGAAGCCUGGAAGCUCGAGAGGGUGAACCCGAUUUCGGAGAGGGCCGAGACCGCAGACUUUGGGAACCCACUGCGCUGAUGGGUAGGCGAGGGAGAGGUGGGGGGAAAGCUCCUGGGGUACAACGGCUCCGCAAGUUUUGUGCCUCUGCCGAAAGACGCGGCAUAUCUGGCGACACCUCUGGCAACACUUGGGAGUACAGGAAGUGGCAAAAGAGUGCCACCUGGUGGAAAUUUUGGGUUAUGGCAGCCAGAUCUGGGCCAUUUAACUUAAGACAGUUGAAUUGACCGAAAAUUUUUGAGUAAAAAGGUGCUUCACUUUGCAUUAAUUUAUAUAUGUGAAGGUGCACAUGUAUGUGUAUUAUAUAUGUGAUAUCUGUGUAAUAAAUAUCACGUUCAUAGUAGUUAUAUGUGUAUGUGUAUCUAUAUGCACUGUAUAUAAGGUGUA
Hipposideros armiger (great roundleaf bat) is the source of this 4528-nucleotide messenger RNA. It is a transcript of the gene KAZALD1, whose product is annotated as Kazal type serine peptidase inhibitor domain 1. The record is from RefSeq and is a predicted model, not a curated record. Bases 204 to 1130 code for a protein of 308 amino acids. The transcript has 5 exons. Gene Ontology annotation, cellular component: extracellular region. Lineage: Eukaryota; Metazoa; Chordata; Mammalia; Chiroptera; Hipposideridae. Gene Ontology annotation, molecular function: insulin-like growth factor binding. Gene Ontology annotation, biological process: regulation of signal transduction; regulation of cell growth.